AUGUCGCCCGCAGCCAAGCCGCAGCCGCGGUUCCGCAAGAUCCAGAGCUUCAAGACUGACUACGCUCCUUGUCAAAUCAGCCAGUAUGUCUCGGAGAGAAGUGGCAUGCAAGUUGUUGUCGCCGAUCGCAAGGGGCCUAAGACGAACGGUUACUUCACCCUUGCCACCGAGAUCUUUGACGAUUCUGGCGCCCCUCACACUCUCGAGCAUUUGAUCUUCAUGGGCUCCAAGAACUACCGCUACAAAGGUCUUCUCGACAAGCUUGCGUCACGAGCGUACUCCGGAACCAAUGCCUGGACUGCCACAGAUCAUACCGCCUACACCCUGGAGAGCGCCGGAUGGGAGGGUUUCUCUCAGAUUCUGCCUGUGUACCUCGAGCACGUCAUCUUGCCUAUUCUCACAGACGAAGCAUGCGUGACUGAGGUCCACCACAUCGACGGCGAAGGCAAUGAUGCCGGCGUGGUUUACUCGGAGAUGCAAGCAGUUCAGUUCAAGAGCGCGGAGAUUAUGGACCUCAAGGCCCGUCGCCUCCUGUACCCUGAGAACGUUGGCUUCCGCUACGAAACCGGUGGCAUGACAGAUGCGUUGCGCGUCUUGACAAACGAACGCAUUCGCCAAUUCCAUCGGGACAUGUAUCAACCCAAGAACCUCUGCGUUGUCAUCAUUGGCGAAGCGGACCACGACAACUUGCUGCAGAUCCUGGACGAGUUCGAAGAGAGCAUCAAGGACGAUCUUCCACCUCUGGAUGCGCCAUUCGAAAGGCCUUGGAUCGACUCGGCUCAGCCUCCGGCUCUCAAAGAAUCUAUCAUCACCACGGCCGAAUUCCCGGAAGAGGACGAGUCCACCGGCGAGAUCACUGUGGCUUUCUUCGGUCCUAACUGCAACGACAUUAUAGCGACCUCCGCGCUCAACGUUCUCUUGACGUAUCUCUGCGGAUCUUCCGUGUCCAUCCUUGAGAACGUCAUCGUCGAGAAAGAGGAGCUUGCCAGCUCAGUCUCGUACUGGUGGGAUGCCAGACCCAACUCUGUCAUCUGGUUCCAGCCCACUGGUGUGGAGACGGAGAAGCUCGAGUUCGUUGAGAAAAGAUUGAUUGAUCUCCUCAAAGAGGUUGCCUCGAAGCCUCUUGAUAUGGAGUACUUGACUUCGUGCAUCCACCGCGAGCGCCUUCAGGUCAAAUUCCAGGCUGAAGAAUCGGAGAGCUUCUACUCGACCAACAUCAUCACGGAUUACCUCUUCGGUAAUCGCGACGGUUCGACUCUCAAGGAGUUGGAGUCUUUGUCAGAGUAUGAAGUUCUCGAAAAAUGGACAGACGAGCAAUGGAGAGACUUCCUGCGCAAGUGGAUAUCCGAUGCUCCCCACGUCUCCAUCCUUGGCAAGCCGUCCCAUGAGCUUGCAACGAAGCAGAAGGCAGACGAAGAGGCUAGAUUGGCCAAGAGAAAGCAGGAGCUCGGUGCCGAUGGGUUGGCCAAGCUCAAGAAGCGUCUCGAGGAUGCCAAGACCAAGAACGACGAGCCUAUCCCCGCCUCGGUGGUAGACCAGUGGCCCGUUCCCGGUACUGACUCCAUUCACUUCAUCGAGUCGGACACAGCCAGAACAGGAAAGGCUAGGAGCUUAGGAUUGCCAAACAACUCGGCGCAGAAGAUUAUCGAUGGCGCGAAGCAGGGCCAGGAUCCCCUCUUCAUUCAGUUCGAGAGCGUGCCGAGCAACUUUGCCCAUGUGACAAUCUACAUGGGCACUUCACAGGUGCCACUUGAGCUCAAGCCUUUGCUGCCCAUCUUCAACGACAACUUUUUCAACACUCCCAUCAUGCGUGAUGGCGAGAAGAUAGGCUUCGAACAGGUCGUCAUGGAGCUGGAACAGGAUACCAUUAGCUACGGUCUCCGUUCCACACGAGACUAUGGUGACCCGGAUGGCAUCAUGAUCCAGUUCCAGAUCGAGCCUGAGAAGUACUCCACUGUCAUCAACUGGGUUCGGACCAUGAUGUUCGAUAGCGUUUUCGAUAUCCAGCGCCUCAAGGCUGGGGUCCAGAAGCACUUGGCCGACAUUCCCGAAAUGAAGCGUGAUGGCCGGUCUAUGGCCUCCGAGGUCGACAUGUCCAUUCACAUGAAGAAGGAGUCAUACUCCGUGGCCAAGCGUGCUCUCGUCCGUGCCAUCUACCUGCGCCGCCUGAAGAAGCUCAUUGCCUCGGACCCGGAGAAGGUUCUUUCGUGGUUCGAGCAGCUCCGCAAGUCCCUCUUCACCUUCAACAACGUACGCGUUCUCGUCACCGCCGAUGUUGCCCGUCUGCCGGAGCCCGUCGCCGCCUGGGAUAUUCUCAGCAAAGAACUCAAGCCCGUUGACGAGCUGAUCCCCAUCAUCAAGCCCCAUACCCUGCUCACCUCCGACGGUCAGGCCCCGGGUAAGGUCGGUGCCGUCAUCGUCCCCAUGACCACCGCGGACAGCUCUUUUGGCGUCAGCACGGCCAAGGGCAUCACCUCCUUCGAGGAUCCGCGCCUGCCCGCCAUCAUGGUGGCCAUCGGCUACCUCGAAUCCGCCGAGGGCCCCCUCUGGAACUCCGUACGCGGUCAAGGGCUGGCGUACGGCUCGUACUUCGCAAGGGAGCUGGACGCCGGAAUCAUUCAGUACAAGGUGUACCGCUCGCCGGACGCCAGCAAGGCGUUCGCCGCCUCGCGCGAGACGAUCCGCAAGAUCGCCGACGGAGAGACGCCCAUCGACCGGCACCUCAAGGAAGGCGCCAUCAGCCAGGUCGUCGUGGGCUUCGCCGACGAACAGUCUACCAUGGCUUCUUCCGCUGCCCAGAACUUCAUGCUGGCUGUCGUGCGCAGCCUCCCGCUCGACUGGCACAAGAAGAUCAUGCGGGACGUCCGUGAUGUCACGAACGACCAGAUCAAGGCUGUCCUGAAGGAGCUCAUCAUGCCGUUGUUUGAGCCCAAGACCAGCAACGUAGUCAUCACUUGCGCUCCUAUUCUCGAAGAUAACAUCCAGACGGCCUUCCGUGAGAUGGGGUACGCCACGCAGACAAAACCCCUCGCCGACUUCCACGACGACUACGGUUUCGAAUACGCCGAGGACGACGGCGAGGACGAUGAGGACGACGAGGACGAGAGUGGCAGCGAGGGCGACUACAGCGACUCUGAGGGCGACUCUGACUCCGAGUGA
Molecule: messenger RNA, 3159 nt
Organism: Colletotrichum karsti
Lineage: Eukaryota; Fungi; Ascomycota; Sordariomycetes; Glomerellales; Glomerellaceae
Product: peptidase M16 inactive domain-containing protein
Exons: 3
Coding region: 1-3159 (1052 amino acids)
Molecular function (GO): metal ion binding
Source: RefSeq, a predicted model, not a curated record